Molecule: messenger RNA, 947 nt
Organism: Arachis stenosperma
Lineage: Eukaryota; Viridiplantae; Streptophyta; Magnoliopsida; Fabales; Fabaceae
Exons: 3
Coding region: 101-628 (175 amino acids)
Molecular function (GO): metal ion binding
Source: RefSeq, a predicted model, not a curated record
CUAUUUACAAUAGUGUAUAUUUUGACACCACAGUCUCUUUUGUUUCCUUCGAAAACUAACACUUUCUGCUUCACCAUCCCCCUUCUAUAACCUCUCCUCUAUGAUGAACAUGAUGAGUCAGAAAACCAAAAGCAGUAGGAAAAUGGUGAGAAGGGGUUUCAUGUGCCAUUCUCAGGCAUCAACAGCAGUGUGCAUGAGCACACAUGAUAAUCGAUCCGUGGUUGUGCCUAGAAGGCCUGAUAGAAGUGUUUCUCUUGAUGAUUCCAAGUUGAUCAACCCUUCCAAGUACUCCAAACUCAGUGAGUCUCGCAGGUUCAGACCAGUUCCAUUGAUCAAGCAGAGAGGAGAGGACCAUGUUCAAGUCAUGAAUCAGCCAAGGGAACUUCAUAAACCACCAACAGAAAAUGUCUUUCAGGUGGUUGUGAUGAGGGUUGCAAUUCACUGUCAAGGAUGUGCUGGAAAAGUGAAAAAACAUCUCUCCAAGAUGGAAGGAGUCACAUCAAUCAGUAUAGAUAUAGAGUCCAAGAGGGUGACAGUGAUGGGUCACAUAUCUCCAGUUGGAGUUCUUGAGAGCAUUUCAAAGGUGAAAAAGGCAGAGUUAUGGACACCUUCCACCUCUUCUUCCUAAAGCACUUUCAGAGUACCUUAAAUGGCAGCAAAGGAUGUUCAGAGACAGAGAGUUUACAUGUGACAAAAUUUGCCUUUGUCUGCUAAUUUGUUUGCAUCUUCACAUGAACCUGUGACCUUUUGUGGUCCUUAAUACAAUAAAAUUGGGGAAUUGGGGUUGGUAGAAAACUGCUCAAGUUGACUUGGUUCUGGUGUUGAUGUUGUGUGAAAAUUAAAUACUACUGCCUUUGCCCCAUUCCCCUUUGAAUUCUCUUUUUCUUUUCUUUUCUUUUAUGGCAUUCUAUUAUUAUAUCUCUAGUUGCAAUAUUUGAAAUAAUUAA